AUGGCAUCGAUGGAAGAAUAUCCGCCCAGAGUGCAGCUACCAGAGACUGCGUUGCAAUUGGGCAAGAACCUGUAUCCUGAGCCUUUACAUUUCAAGACCAUGGAACGCCUGGUCCAGUUCCGAAGAGCGGCCGACUAUAUAUCCGCUGCUAUGAUAUUUCUCCGAGACAAUGUUCUUCUUGAACGCGACCUUACUCAUGACGACAUCAAACACAACAUUGCAGGCUACUGGGGAAUAUCUCCAGGCAUCACCUUGCUCUACGCGCACCUUAACCUGGUCAUUCAGAAGUACGAUCAACAAAUGAUAUGCCUGAUUGGACCCAAUGAAGGUGUUCCUGCUGUUCUGUCGUGUUUGUGGUUAGAGGGCUCUUUGGAACGCUUCUAUCCGCAAUAUAGCAGAGACCGAAAAGGCCUUCAUAACCUCAUCUCUGGGUUCGGUGUUCCUGGAGGUUUCCCAAGGCAUCUCAAUGCUCAAAUCCCCGGCUCCAUCCACGAAAAUGAGGAUCUCGGCCAUGUCUUGUCUAUGGCAUACGGCACCGUCAUGGACAAACCUGACUUGAUUACCGUUGCCGUCAUUGGAGACGGCGAGGCCGAAACAGGUCCAACCGCAACGGCAUGGCAUAUGUGCCGAUAUAUCGAUCCCAAGUCGUCGGGGGCGGUGAUACCCGUUCUCUAUUUAAAUUGUUACAAUAGCUAUGGCAAGACCAUUCUUGGUUCCAUGGAGAACUCUGAGCUCUGUUGCCUGUUUUCCGGCUACGGGUAUCAGCCCUACAUUGUCGAUGAUAUGCAGGAUAUUGAUCGAGAGCUGAGCAUGGCCUUGUCCUGGGCCAUUGAGACGAUCCGAGAGAUCCAGCUCGCCGCAAAAUCCGGCGACAGGACUCUAAAACCCAGAUGGCCCAUGAUCAUCCUCAGAAUUCCCAGAGGUUGGGAUUAUCCUCAGCUCAGUGGAAGUGAGAAGCUCGCCGCUUCCCUCAACGGUCAUCGAGCCCUUCUACCGCAAGCCAAGUUCAAUGAAACGCAGCUGCGCCAUCUUCAAACCUGGCUUGCCUCCUACAAACCUGCUGAGGUCCUUCCUGAUGGGACAGUGCCAGAAUCCAUCGAGCUCAUAUUUCCAGCCGAUGACAAACUCAAAUUAGGACAGAACAGAACGACUUGGGAUUCAGCACAUCGUCUCGACGUGCCCGAGUGGAGACACUUUGCGGCGGCGAAGGGCCAAGACCAUAGCUGCUUGGCAGCUGCGACAACCUAUCUGGACGCGGCAUUAACCCUUAACAAAGAUUCGUUGCGCAUAUUUUCUCCAGACGGUGUGGUGAGUUCCGAUCUGCUGGACAGGCUUCCUGACCGAACAUUGCGAUCCUUCCGCUGGGACGGCGACAACGUGAACCAGAGCGGACAGGUGGUGGAAUUCAUGUCUGAGCAUACUUGCCAAGGACUGCUUCAAGGCUACACCAUGACAGGCCGAACCGGCAUAUUCGCCGCGGAAGAGAGCCUGUUUCCGGUGAUCGCGACAAUGGUGACCCAGUACAGCAAGUUUCUAAGGAUGCUGAAAGACACGCGGUGGCGAAAAGAUGUCAGCAGCCUGAACUAUAUCUCGACCGGCACCUGGACACGCCCCGACACGAACGGGCUGUCGCAUCAGAAUCCAAGCUUCAUCGGCACUGUUCUCAACCUGAAAUCGGCGAUCGGAAGAGUCUAUCUGCCACCCGACGCAAACACCUUCCUCUCCACAGUCGCCCAUUGCUUACGGUCGAAGAACUAUAUCAAUCUGAUCAUCUCCUCGGGCCAUUCGGCCCCGACCUGGCUCACACCAGACCAAGCUGACAUGCACACGCGGGCUGGAGGCGGCGUGUGGAAGUUCGCCAGUACCAACGACGGCAUCGACCCCGACGUCGUGCUGGUGGGCGUGGGAGCGGAUAUGACGUUCGAGGUGAUUGCCGCUACCGCUUACUUGCGGCAACUGGUGCCUUCGCUGAGGGUGCGUGUGGUCAAUGUCACGGAUCUCAUGAUCCUCGGCCAUGAAGGGUCUCAUCCGCACGCACUGAGCCAGACCGACUUCGACACACUGUUUACGCCCGACAGGACCAUCCACUUCAAUUACCACGGAUACGCCAACGAGCUGCAGGGACUAUUGUUCGGCCGACCCAACCUCGAUCGGAUCACGAUUUCCAGCUUCCAGAAUGAAUGUACCGCCACAACCGCAUUCGGCACUCUCCUGAAGAAUGGCUGCAGCCGGUAUGAUGUCGCGGAGGCGGCCGUCCGAGGAGCCGCCAGAUGCAAUCCUCAUGUUGCUGUUGACAUGCAAAAGCUGGUGGCGCACAUACGGCAUGCAAAGGUCAAAGUGGAACAAUUCAUCUACAAAAAUGGCGUCGAUCCGGAAGGAACGUUCAGUGCGCCCAAACUCUCGAGGAGCCACGGUCAACGUUCUUUAGAUGGGGGAGAGGAUAGGGAAUCACACGAUCGGAUACUGCAUCUUCCGAAGGGCAAUCUGUUGUAG
Messenger RNA from Capronia coronata CBS 617.96, 2493 nucleotides. RefSeq lists its product as uncharacterized. The transcript is spliced from 6 exons. Gene Ontology annotation, molecular function: aldehyde-lyase activity. NCBI's taxonomy places the organism in Eukaryota, Fungi, Ascomycota, Eurotiomycetes, Chaetothyriales, Herpotrichiellaceae. Gene Ontology annotation, biological process: carbohydrate metabolic process. The coding region runs from base 1 to 2493 and encodes 830 amino acids. The record is from RefSeq and is a predicted model, not a curated record.